Messenger RNA from Aspergillus saccharolyticus JOP 1030-1, 2064 nucleotides. RefSeq lists its product as uncharacterized. The coding region runs from base 147 to 1697 and encodes 516 amino acids. The transcript has 2 exons. NCBI's taxonomy places the organism in Eukaryota, Fungi, Ascomycota, Eurotiomycetes, Eurotiales, Aspergillaceae. The record is from RefSeq and is a predicted model, not a curated record.
CGCUGCUCCUCCGACUGACUCUCUCUCUCUCUCUCCCCACAUAUCUUGACAUCUCUUCUUUCCCUCUCAUUUCCACUUUCUCUUCACUCACAGCAUCCUGCAUUGUACUCCCCACCCCUUUACGUUCGUUUCCGACUGCAGAAAUCAUGUCUUUGAAAGACGUGUACAGCCGGUUCCUGACCAACCCCAAGUCGGUUCCCUUGGCCACCGAUGCCUCCCUGAUCUACAUUACCACCACUACCAAGGUAGACGGCGAUGCUGCCAUUCUCAGUCAUUUCACCAAACAGCAGCGCAUUGUCAAGACUAAGUCGGAGAAUAUCUUGGACGCUUUCGAAAACACCAACUCUUUAUGUUUGGAUAUUGAAACCACGCUGGAGUUUGUGUCUGGCGGCGGGGCCUAUCUUCCCCAGCUGGACGACAACUUCCUGGCCGAUCACGUCGCUACCUUUCCCACGGUUCAUAUCGUUCGCUUCAAUGCCCAACAGCAAAUCCAGAAUGUCCGCAUCUACUGGGACCAGGCGUCGUUACUGAAACAAGUCGACGUAAUCGGUUCUCGUGCUCGUGGCUGGCCUAUUCGCGACGCCAAAGACCAAUUCCGCCUUCUCAAAUCCGCUAUCUCUUCGAGCGCCCCGGAUAACGGGCCGGGGUCUGCUUCUGCGCCCGCUCCGCCUGCGUACGCAGAGGAGAAAGAAGGUGCUUCGGGGCGCACGGUCGCCUCUCCGGGAAAAAAGUACAUCAAGGAUCCUCAUGCCGCUGACUCCCUUUUUGAACUUCUAUCACCAAGCAAGGAACGAGGUGAGCCCGUGCGCGCCCCACGAGCUCCUGCAUCCGCCAAACCUCCAGCACGCGAGUACGGCGAGCUUUUCCUAAGUACCGAAGGUCUCGCCGAUGACGAUACUCCCGAUAUGUCCCCCUCCAGAAAGCGAAUCCCCCCUAAGGCUGGCGCACCUAAGAACCUACACCCCAAUCGCAUUUUCGAUGACGAUGAGACUGUCGCGAAAGAAGGCGGCCUCCAGCAGAUUGCCUACAGGGCUCACCCCAAGCGUUACGAACACUUCGAGCUUGGCGCGGACAACAGCACCCGGGAGGUCAAGGACAAGCCCUUGCGCCCUGUGUCGCGACAGGCCCCUCACUGGGAUUUUGAAGACUUUGUGACUCCUGAGAAACCCACACGCCAGCCUCGUGGAGAGGAGAUUCGUCACUUUGGAUGGAGCGACGAUGAGCCGGACCUCACGUCCCCUCCAGCUCGUCCGCGGGUCGCGCAGCCUCGUCCUGAUGCUAAAACACACUUCUCGUUGACUGACGAGCCGGAAGGUGAAGCAGGCGGGCGCAUUAUCAGCUCGUUCCAGAACAAAGGCUUGGGCCUCUACAAGAACCACCUCUUCGACAACAAGGAGGAUGACGGAUCCUCUCAAGGCGCCAACCCACCUCUCUCGAAAGUCAACAACAAUGGCGCCAACCGUAAGAAGGAGCUUGAGACCCACUGGGAUAUGGCCGACGAGUCGCCCCGGGACAGCAAGCGCAAUGCAGAGAAUAGAAGGCCUAUGCCCGGAGACCGCCAGAAAGCUGUGAAGGCGCUGGAGCCCUCCUGGGAUACCUAUGACCAGUCACCGGAACCCACGAGAAUGGCACCGCCCCAGCGUCGCAGCCUCAGGAACCACAAUCAGCCGAGUUGGAAUUUCGGUUCUGAGAAUUGAUCGCGCUGCAUUGCAUGACUGCGGUGUAACCUGUAGUGCUUCGCUGCCCAGUGCAUGCAUUUACCCAUUUCAAAGAAAAAUCUCGCUGAACGUCGAGUAUACCUCGAGGAUUAUACGGCGGAUUGACAAUAACCUAGGGGCCAACAUACAUACUUUGAAAAAGUCAAACGAUGGGAAGUCCGUAGGCAUCGAUGGCAGAGACUCUUAUAUUCAUUAGCGAUGUAUUCUUGCAAGCUACAUUCCUGUCCUGUAUUCUCUACAGCGGUUCCUUGCAUUAUGUGAUGUUAUUUUCUGCUGAUAGUAAGCUGCAUGCGGUUGUGACGUUGGCCAUGGGACAUGAGCUUACGAAUACGAAGAAUAAUUCCGA